This is a messenger RNA of Polistes canadensis, 3713 nucleotides long. RefSeq names its product NECAP-like protein CG9132. NCBI's taxonomy places the organism in Eukaryota, Metazoa, Arthropoda, Insecta, Hymenoptera, Vespidae. The transcript is spliced from 4 exons. Gene Ontology annotation, biological process: endocytosis. Bases 463 to 1200 code for a protein of 245 amino acids. The record is from RefSeq and is a predicted model, not a curated record. Gene Ontology annotation, cellular component: membrane; clathrin vesicle coat.
CCUCUGGGAUAUCAUUUGUCAAAAUCUUUUACUAUAAACUAAAUAGUUGAAAAUAUAUUACGAGAUAUUAAUAUUUCAUUUACGUAUGUACAUUAAUAUCAGCAAUAUUGAAAUGUAGGUAAUGAAGUUUUCUAAUCAUCGACAUAUAUUCAAUAUAUUCAUUUAUUUGACAACACUUGUUAUACAUUUAUAUAUUUAAUGUCAAGAACAUUACACGAAGGUAGUUGUCUAGUCUAUUACUGUUACGUGUAGUUCUUGAAUAUAAGGGACAAUCUAUUAUCUCUUCUAAAAUAAUCUGUGGUGAACGGAUGAUGUCUGGGGAUUGGAGGCGUGACUUGAGAUAGAGUUAUCAAAUCACGGCAAAGAUUCGUGAGAAAACAUAAACGAAUUUUCAAAUCAUACGACGACAUAAGACCAGUUGUCAGUUUUACGUGCUUCACAUCUGUUAUACUCGAAAUAAGAAUGGAGACAUAUGAAAGUGUUUUACUUGUUAAAUCGGAAGUAUUUGUGUUUAAAAUACCACCAAGGUCAACUAAUAGAGGUUAUAGAGCAGCUGAUUGGAAUCUACAAGAACCUUCAUGGACAGGACGAAUGAGAUUAGUAUCUCAGGGAGAUUCUAUUGCUAUAAAACUGGAAGAUAAAAUUACGGGUGAAUUAUUUGCUAAAUGUCCAAUCGAACAAUAUCCUGGAAUAGCGGUUGAACCAGUCACAGAUUCUUCUAGAUACUUUGUGUUAAGAAUUCAAAAUGACAAUGGACGAUCUGCUUUCAUUGGAGUUGGUUUUUUAGACAGAUCAGAUAGUUUUGAUUUAAAUGUUGCGCUACAGGAUCAUUUUAAGUGGCUUAAAAAUCGUGAUCAGAUAGAGAAAGAGAAAGAAACACCUAAACAAGAAUUGGAUCUUCGAUUUAAGGAAGGAGAAACUAUUAAAAUUAAUAUGAAGAUAACUAAAAAAGAUGGCAGCGAAGUUGUAUCGAAAUCAAAACAACGGCCUAAUUUAGGUGUUGGUUUGCCACCUCCGCCAGGUGGUGUCAAAAUUGCUCCACCGCCUGCUAAAACUCCAACUUCGUCCCCAGCUCAUAAAUCAGCUCCAAAUCCAAAUCAAGCAUCAACGGGUUCAGAAUGGGGUGAGUUCGCUAGUGCAUCUCAACAAUCGUCGGGACCUAGUACAACUGUAGCAAAUGCCAGUUGGGUACAAUUUUAAUUUGGUCAAAAAUAUAUCAUUAAUAGCAUAUGCUAUUUAAUACAUGCACAAAUGUAUAAAGUUACAUUUGCAUGUGUUCUUAAAUAUAUCUACGUUGUUAUCUUUUAAGGGAUAAAUUAACGCAAAUGAAGGAUGCAUCUAUGUAUGAUGCAUACAUGAAUUCUAUAUGAUUUUGAUAUCAGUACUUAAUUGUAUAAGAUUUUAUUUGCUUUAAUUACAAUAUUAACAUCAACCAAACAACAGCAACAACAAAAUCUUGUUGUUUGUUUUAUUUGAUUUUUCGUUUUAUUUAUACUUUAUACUUUAUUGUUAUUAAACAAAUCAUUACAUAUUUCUCAUCUCAUAGAUGCAUUCUUUGUAGUCCUUGAAAGAGUACAGAUAUUCACAAUAAAUAUUGUGUCCAAGUCUCUGAUGUUUGUAUAUAAUAUGAAAACUAAAGAGCCUAAUAUUUCAGUAUGCCUUAAGCUUUGUGAGACAUUAUACUUCUAAAAACAAUUACUUAUGAGUCACUCAAAUUAUGUUGUACAUAUGAUUAGGUGUGCAGAAUUUUUUAAUAUAGAUCUUUCAUUAUAUUAUAAAGAUUAACAGUAUGUAAACAUUAUCAUUUCUUUUAAGAGUAGAUUUGUGGUAAACAUUCAGAUGUAUUAUAAUCGAAAUUAACUUAACUUAAACUUUAUUAAAAUGAUGGAAAAUAUGUACUUGUACGACAAGUACUUGUAAAGAUGUAAUGAAAUGUUGAAAGUAGUAAUGUUCCCUAAAAUUGAUUCUAAAUAUGUUAAAAAAAAAAAUAAACAUUUUUGUUUAUAAAUGUCAAAAAUAAUUAAAAAAAACCAGAUAUAUAAUAAAUUUUUUCCUGUACAUAAUACAUAUGGAAUAUAAAUUUGUAGAUGUCUUUAAAAAUGUUUAACAAAAGAUUUAAUUGUAUGUUUUAGCACUAUAUGUAUUAUAAUUGAAUCAUUGCCAUUCCAGGAUUUGCAUUUUUUUAAAAAUAGAUCAUUCUAGGUAUAUAGGAUCAAUGUGUAUAAUGAAGGUUUAUUAAUUUAAUUAAUGCAAAAAUUGCCAACGUGUACUAUGGUGUAUAUUUUUAUCUGUAGAUAUAAUAAACCACGUAACCACUAGUGCAUUUAAAUAACUAUAACAAAUCAUAAUUAUAAAUAAUACUCCAAAAAAUCAUGUUGUUAUAACAGUUCAGAACUUGCUCCAUUAGAUUUCAUAAAUUUGAAUUUGAAUUUGAAUUCGAAUUGGAUCAAGAACGUUUAUUAUUACGUGCAACAUUAAGUCGCAAACUACGCAUAGCCAUUGCACGACUAAAAUGACGUUGAACUGGACGUUGUAGUUGUUCAGUAACCAAAGUGGAAUCUUCGUCACAUUCCACGCUACUCAAAACAACUAACAAUACACCUAGCACCUGAUGUAAACAUAUAUAACAUAGUAAGUUAUAUUUUAUUUAAAAAAUUUUUGAAAAGCCUUAUAUAUAUAAUAUGAAUACAAGUAAAUUACAAUUAUUAAUUCAGUGUUUCUUAAACUAAAAUUUAAGCAAACUCUGUGUAUUAGUAAGGUUGUGAUUAAAUAGCAAAACUAAUUGUUUUUUCAUUGAUAGUUUAAACAUUAUUUUUGAGUUAAAUUUGUAUAAAUGGUUGACAAUUGACUUGUAUUAAUGAUUAUAAUUUUUCGUAUGCACGUAUUCUAUUCUUCUUUUGUAAAAAAAGAUAUAUGCAUAUAUAUAUAUAUAUAUCUUUUUUACAAAAGUUUGUAAAAAUAACGGUUGAAUGUUCGAUAAUGUUUAAGAAUCGCUGUAUUAAUAUUCGUUUUUAAAAUUAAGAUUACGUAUUACUUUACAUACAUACCAAGCAUAUAAUAAUUAAAAGAGUGUAGAUAUGUAUACUAGGACCAGGCAAUGAUUCCACUUCUUUUAAAGCUUUUGCAGCAUCAGAAAGAUUAGGUUUCAAUUCUAAAGCAUGCCGCAAAUGGACAGCAGCUUCUUGGUAGUGACCAUAUGCCUAAAUAAAUGGUAUAUGUUUACAUUAGUAAUUAUAAAAUAGUUUAGAAAGAGUACAUAUAACUUUAAAAUGAAUGCACAAUAAAUAAUUUUCCAAAAAGAAAAAAAUAGAAAAAGAUGCUACAAAAUAUUUAACUAUAGGCCUAUGCAAGUGACGUAAAUUCACCGAUAAUAUUUGUCCAAGUGUUAGGUAUUGUUCCCAUGCAUUACGAUCUGGAGGUUGUAAUGCUAAAGAACGCAUUGCUAAAUAAUUUGCAUCAUCUAAAUAUCGUAAAACCAAUAGUACUCUUGCUAAAUUUAAUAGCACUUCCGCGUUAUGUGGUGAAACUGCAAGAGCUCUUCGAAAACAUUCAAUUGAUCUUUGCGCAUCUCCUUUUAUUCUCCAAAAAUUUCCAAUUUGAUUAUAUAGCUGAACAGAUUUCGGUUUCUAUAGAAAACAAAAGCAAUGAUAGACAAAUAAAUGUAUUUAUGUUGAAUGUGUACAUAGUAAAAUAACACAAUUAAGUAAAACAUA